Molecule: messenger RNA, 2858 nt
Organism: Trichechus manatus latirostris (Florida manatee)
Lineage: Eukaryota; Metazoa; Chordata; Mammalia; Sirenia; Trichechidae
Gene: SPTLC3
Product: serine palmitoyltransferase long chain base subunit 3
Exons: 12
Coding region: 266-1921 (551 amino acids)
Biological process (GO): sphingosine biosynthetic process; ceramide biosynthetic process
Cellular component (GO): serine palmitoyltransferase complex
Molecular function (GO): serine C-palmitoyltransferase activity; pyridoxal phosphate binding
Source: RefSeq, a predicted model, not a curated record
GACAUAUUGGAAGCAAGUUUGUUGCCUUGGAGUCCAUAUUCUGACUCUUUGGAGCUGAGGAGUGCGAAGGUGACCAUUUGUUUUUCAUUUCAAAGAUCUGGCAAAAAACAGGCUGUUGCUCUUCUUCUGGAAAAGCCUGAUUGGUAGGAUUCCUUUUAAGGGCUCUGCCUCAAAGUGUUUUAUCCCAUCCUCUCACCAACUUGAAAACUAAAAGCUUGACAAGACCCUCUGGAGGCAAACUGCAGGACUCUGUCAUUUCACGCAAAUGGCUAAUCCUGGAGGUGGUGCUGUUUGCAAUGGGAAUCUUCACAAUCAUGAGAAACAGAGCAAUGGCUCACAAAGUGGAAACUGCAGGAGGAAUGGGAUGACGAAAGAAGCCCAGCAAAAUGGAAAACCACAUUUUUAUAAGCCAAUUGUUGAAACCUUUGAGGAAGCACCGCUUUACGUUAUGGUUUUCACUUACUUGGGAUAUGCACUUGGAACCCUGUUUGGCCAUUUCAGAGACUUUUUGAGAAAGUGGGGAAUAGAAAAAUGCAACGCAGCUGUAGAGCGAGAAGAACAAAAAGAUUUUGUGCCGCUGUAUCUAGACUUUGAAAAUUUUUUCAAGCGAAACAUAUACAUGCGGAUCAGAGACAACUGGAACCGGCCUAUCUGCAGCGCCCCGGGGCCUCGGUUCGAUGUUAUGGAGAGGGUAUCAGAUGACUACAACUGGACAUUUAGGUUUACUGGAAGAAUCAUCAAAGAUGUCAUCAACAUGGGUUCCUAUAACUUCCUGGGCUCUGCAGGCAGGUAUGAUGAAUCUAUGAGGACAGUAAAGGAUGUUUUAGAGGCAUAUGGCACAGGCGUGGCCAGCACCAGACAGGAGAUGGGUACCUUGGAUAAGCACAAAGAGUUGGAGGACCUUGUGGCUAAGUUCCUGAACGUAGAAGCAGCUAUGGUCUUUGGCAUGGGAUUUGCAACUAACUCAAUGAAUAUCCCUGCACUAGUUGGAAAGGGAUGCCUCAUUUUAAGUGACGAGCUAAACCACACAUCUCUUGUUCUUGGGGCCCGACUCUCAGGUGCAACCAUAAGGAUCUUCAAACACAACAACAUAGAAAACCUAGAGAAGCUCCUGAGAGAAGCAGUAAUCUAUGGCCAGCCACGAACCCACAGAGCUUGGAAAAAGAUUCUCAUCCUGGUGGAAGGCAUCUACAGCAUGGAAGGUUCCAUUGUGCACCUGCCCCAGAUCGUGGCUCUGAAGAAUAAAUACAAGGCUUACCUCUACAUAGACGAGGCUCACAGCAUUGGGGCCGUGGGCGCCACCGGCCGAGGUGUUGUGGAAUUCUUUGGAAUGGACCCUCGUGAUGUUGAUGUGUUGAUGGGCACAUUCACCAAAAGCUUUGGCUCCUCAGGAGGCUACAUAGCUGGAAGGAAGGACCUUGUGGAUUAUUUACGGGUUAACUCACAUAGCUCUGUUUACGCCACAUCCAUGAGUCCCCCGAUAUCAGAGCAAAUCAUCAGAUCAAUUAAAGUCCUCAUGGGAAUGGAUGGGACCACACAAGGAUUGCAGAGAGUACAACAACUUGCAAAAAACACAAGAUACUUCAGACAAAGGCUAAGGGAAAUGGGAUUCAUUGUUUAUGGCAAUGAGGAAUCUCCUGUUGUUCCCCUGCUCCUUUAUAUGCCUGGUAAAGUAGCGGCUUUUGCAAGGCAUCUGUUACAGAGAAAAAUUGGGGUGGUAGUUGUUGGGUUUCCAGCCACUCCCCUUGCAGAAGCUCGAGCUCGGUUUUGUGUUUCCGCGGCACAUACACGAGAGGAUUUAGACACAGUCUUGGAAGCCCUUGAUGAGCUUGGUGAUCUCUUGCAACUGAAAUAUUCCCGGCACAGGAAGUCACCGCGCCCUGAACUCUACAAUGAGACAAGCUGUGAACUUGACGAUUAAGUCUCCCAUUCCUGAAUGGAGCGUAAAGAUUUUGCAGGAAAGACCUUCCUCUUUGCCUCAAAAGGAAUAUAAAUGAGUUUCUCCCCCUUUCUCAAGACAAAUUUGGUUUCCGGACCAGGUUAAUUGGACUGACAGAGACAUUGUUGUUGUGUUUUUAAUGUCUCUGUAACUUGGGGCUGGAGAGACGAAAAUAUGAUUUAAGUUUCUCCUCUCCCAAGUAUUCUGCUAGAAAUACACACACAUACUUCUUAGAAUAUUUUUAAUGGCAACGAGUCUGUGUUUCAGCUGCUACUGUGCAGCCUCUUUGGUCCAGGCCCUUUCGGGGGUUCCAACCAAAAGACAGCGUUUUGAUUUUUAAUUCAGUAGAUCUCACUAUGCGUUUACUUAUUUCAUCUGCAAACAUGGGUGAGGGUGGUGGGCAGUAGCUGACUUCCUUGUUUCACUCAUGAAAGUCCCAGCUAGCACUCCUCCGUGUCAUGGGAAGUUCCAGGCAGGAGGGUAAGGAAGUGUUGCUUCUACCAUUUGCUACAUUUGGACGUUUUCCAAGGACAAGUGUUUUAAAAGACAUACUUGAUGUUUUAAGGGAGACAGCAAAACUGGCCAGCAGAGACUAGAGACAUCUUUGAAGGAAAAUUCCUUUUUCUCUUGCUGGUCUCCUACAGUUUUAUGGCUGAGCUUUUGAGGUUUGGAAAACUCAAGACUUUUGUUUCAUAAGAAAGGGGGCAGAAAGCAAACACAAGCCAAUUUUAGGCCUAGACUUUUGAGUCUGCCAAGUUAUAAAAACUUGAAACAACUGUCUGUGCCAUGCAAAGUGAAUGGUGAGCAUACAUAACCUUUAUUACUAUCAGGAAUGAGUUGUCAUUUUUCUAUUUAAUUUUGAGUAAAUGGUGGAAUUCAAUUUCCUUUAGCACUGAAUCCCAAGACCACACUUGAAGAA